AUGAGCAAUAAAGUGCGAUUGAUGAAGCAGCAAGAGGACGAAUUUGGCUAUGGCGGUAUUGCUGAGCCUCCAGCGGUGGGCCGACACAUGCAAAAGUCACUGGUUCUUCAGCCAUCUGCUCGGCAGAUUGCUGACCUGCGGCACCGCAUCGAGAAAAAGACAAAGAAACAAAAUAAGCUCAAGGCAGAGCAAGAAGGCGUCCAGCACAGAUUGAAGUCUUUGGAGCAGGCUCUACAGGCCGUUGAACGUGGAGAACGCACAGACAAGAUCCAUGCCUUGGACCAAAAUGCACUGGAAACCAUCGAAGAAGCCAAAGGCCUCGCGCGACAAGCGGCCAUUGCACCUCUGUUGGAAAGGAUGAAGCGAGAACGGGGGUUGGAAAGUCCUGAACCUAUCGAGAUGCCCGAAAACAUGGUAGCGGAGAAAGAAUAUCUGGAGCAGACUCUUGCAGAGGUGGAGAGGGAAAUUGAAGGCAUUGAUAACUUGCGCGUAGACUGGGAGGGCCAACGACAAGCUGCCAGAAAGACGGUGCAGUACAUCGAAGAUGAAGCAGAGAAGCGCCUGUCUCUUUUCUCUGCGAAGCGACGGCGCUCCUAUUUGGGCCCCAUGCAGGUGGAACCGCCUUUGCUGAUGCCUAUGCCACCAUUCCUAGUGGAGAAGGCACCAAACAUCAAAGCGGGACUGCGCCGUCGAUGUAGGGAGAUGCAAGAGGAGAUGGAACCGCUGAUGAAGUUGUUACCAAAAUACCUGGCACUGGCCAAGAAUGCUGAGAAAACCGCCAAGGAACUUUGCGAACAACGAGAGGAGUUUGUUCGCCACAUCCGGUCCUUGAAGCCAAAGUUUCUCAAGGAUGUCAGGUGGGGCAUUGCAUCAAUGGAAUAUGCAGAAUCCACCAAGCAACGCCGGCUUGGCAGGUCUGGUGGGGCCAGGAAAAUGGGCAACCAGGACAUCAAUGCCAAAUUGGAAGAGGAACAGAUGAUGAAGGAGGUGGAAAAUGCCUGGGAUGCAGAGGAGGCAAGACUCCUUGAAGGCCAUGAGGCCUUACAUCAUCGUGCAGGAUUUUUCUCGGUCAUUGCUGCAGAAUUAGAGGAGGACAGGGGAGAUCCGGAGCACCCGAUGAUUUUCAAGCGAGAGUUCAACAAGCUGGAAGAGGCCGUGCAAAAGAACCGCUGGGCUUUCGAGGAUAAGAUGGCCUUGGAGGCCUUGCAUGAGGAACAGGAGGGAGAAGAGGAGAGGGGCGAUGAGGAUUUUGAGUUAAACCUUCCAGAAGAUGAGGCAGAGCCGGCGUACGUGGAGAAUUUUUUGGCCAUGGAGGAGGACGAGUCCUUGUUCCUGGAGAAAGCGAUUGCUGCGUACCGUAUCCAUGAUGAGCAAGUCCUGGCCAGUUUCAUCGAAGAAGGCAUUGAGGUCGAGAAACAGGCGCUUGAGGAGAGGAAAAAGGAGGUGGAAGACAAACAGGUGAAACGAGACAUUUACAUCUCCCUGCUGCGGGAGCGUCGCAACUCCAUGGCCCAGGCGAUGGUCUCACCGCAAGACUCUGCAGUUACGGUGGGGCCCUGGGACCGCCCUCUCCUGGAUUCGCUGUGGACGAUUCAGGGUCUUCGCCUCGGGCAGGUUUUUUGUCAGAGGUCGAAUCCAGUCUCAAGAACUGCAUCCAAGGACACACUUGUGGAGGAGGAGUCUCCCUCUGGCAGAGGCCCUUCACUUUUGCGUUUGUCAUCCGAUGGCCACCGGAACAAGCUAUCCUUGCCUUCGGGCAGUCCAAAGUCGUCGCGCAGAGUGCAGACCAUGCCCAGAUUGACUUCGCAAGGUAGCGCCAACGGAGAGGGGGAGGCUUCAUCUCGUCCUUCUUCAGCCUCCUCCCGGGACUCCUCUCCGAGCGAAGCGGGCGACGCCAUCUCCAAGACGACCUCGGAACUGGGGACAUCGGGGACGCUUCGAUCGCUCCAGCGCCCCAGGAGAGAACUUGGACGGGCGAACACCUCCGUGGAGAGCCGGGCAGGCAGCAAAUCCACAGAGAAGAAGAGGAGUAAGGGGAAAGGUGGCAAAAAGCGCUCCGAGAGGAGGGCGAGUACCAGCUCUGCGGCAGCCUCCCAAGGCUCUCGUUCUCCUUUCCACACCAGGCCAGAUGCACAGGAAGACACUGGAGCAUCUGAAUCGGAUGUCGACCCGCAAGCCCAGGGAAGCGAGCAUCUACAGCAAUUCCUCAAGUUGGAUCGUAAAAGUUCUCGAUUAGAAGCCAAGGUGCGAGAAGCUACGGAACAGCUUUCCCAGAUGCGCUCUGAAGUUUUAGGUGGCGGGAUGGAAAGUCUUGGGAAGUUGAUCCAGGAUCCCUAG
Molecule: messenger RNA, 2337 nt
Organism: Cladocopium goreaui
Lineage: Eukaryota; Dinophyceae; Suessiales; Symbiodiniaceae
Source: the annotation of a GenBank genome assembly